Messenger RNA from Guyanagaster necrorhizus, 867 nucleotides. RefSeq lists its product as uncharacterized. The record is from RefSeq and is a predicted model, not a curated record. The coding region runs from base 258 to 725 and encodes 155 amino acids. The transcript has a single exon. Lineage: Eukaryota; Fungi; Basidiomycota; Agaricomycetes; Agaricales; Physalacriaceae.
CAUCUUCUCGCUUUGCCUCGUUCACUACUGAGGGUUCUGUCAACGUAACCGGAGCCACCAGCCCCCGCCAGCCGUCCGACUAUGUUUCGACCCUCGUAUCCUUCAUAACUCCAAUACUGCGUAGGCCAUGAUCGCCUUCUGAAAAACUCUUUCGUACGUCGUCAGCUCUCCAUUAAACAUCGAAACCAUCCCCUUUAUCCCCCGGGCUUUCCUUUCAACGCAGUUGCAUACGACAUCUUCUCUUUCUCCUUCCCGACAUGAAGGUCCUCCCAUUCUUCUUCCUCCACUUCAACAGCCUCCCAUUCCUCCAGAUGGCCGCUCUCCGGCAUCAUCUCGAACUCUUCGUGCUCAUUCUCUGGGAAUCCCCUAUCAGAACACGGUCUUCGGCCGAAGGUCGAUAUACCACUGCACCUUUGUUCUUCUCCGAACGCAGCGACAUUUGCUUUACCUCCUCGAGGAUAGCGGUUUCAAUCGCCUCGUUGAUGUCAUUGCACUUGGAGUCGAAUUCUCCUAGGACGCCAUGGAUGUGGGCUUUACGAUCAUGGACCCUGAUAAUUAGUGGGCGGGCUGCCCGGCGGCUGCGGCGUUGGUGUGCUUUAGAGGGCAUAGUGAGCGGGGAAGAGGAUGCAAUCCCAAGACUGGGUACUGGGUACUGGGGAAACGAAUCUAUCUUCGACACCAUUGAUAUAUAUUACUCCGUGGUGACUCAUAGAGUUGAGGUAUGACUCGAAUACUCCAGGUGACAGCUUGACUCGCAUUCGGGCCCUGUCAUCGUCACACCCUUCAAGUUGUUAUCUUUUUCGUGUCUGUCCAACAAUCAGACUAGGUAAAAUCGGAAGCGAGGAUUAUACCUAGUCUCCCACGAUU